AUGCUUUACAGCCAGAAUCUACCAUGGCGGGCAGCUCUGCGCCAGGCUUCGCGCCAGCCUAGCAGCCUCAUGCGGAUCUCAUCACCUGGUCUCUCUGCCGCCUCCCGCUCCUACCAUGCCACGCUAGUCCGCGGAACGCCACUGCCCUCGCGACAACGCCCCAUUGCUUCGCCCUCCUCACGCCACUUUGCAACUACCCCUGCACGGCGGAAGGAGAAACCGCCGCCUCCACCCGCCGAGGAGAAAGCCAAACAGAAGGAGGACGAGGACAAGAAGAAGGAUCAGGAGAAGGUGGCCGAGUCCGAAACCGGAGCAGACGCAAAAUCCAAGACUCCGGACCCGUUACCUUCGAACAAGAAUGAGCAAGGCGCAGCAGCUGGGGCUGGAGGGCAGGGCGGCGAGUCUCCGCCGUCCAGCGGCGAGGGUGGAGGCAAGAAGCGCAAGUCGGAGCGUUCUUUGCAGAAGCCCUCGGUGCCGGAGGUCUACCCGCAGGUCAUGGCCAUCCCAAUUGGCAAGCGCCCGCUCUUCCCCGGCUUCUACAAGGCCAUUACAAUCAGGAACCAGCAGGUUGCCGCUGCGAUACACGACAUGGUCCAGAGGGGCCAGCCGUACAUCGGCGCUUUUUUGCUGAAGGACGAUGACGCCGAUAAGGACGUGAUUGAGAGCGCGGAUGACGUGCACGAGGUCGGAACCUUCUGCCAAAUCACUAGCGCGUUCCCCGUGCAGGGAGAGGAGCCCAGCAUGACUGCCGUCCUGUACCCCCACCGCCGCAUCAAGAUGACUUCUCUGAUCCCCCCAAACCGGGCAGCGGGCGAGACCGCUGCCAAGGCUGGGACGACUCCCGUGGAAGAAACCGAGGGAGAGCAGCCGGCGAAAGACCCGCCCACGCAGGACAAGAAAGGUGAUGUUGUGGCCAGCUUCGAGGAGAGCACACCGGACCAGGCCAAGCAAGUUGCGCAAUACGAGCCGACCUCUUUCCUGAAGAAAUACGAGGUCAGCCUGGUCAAUGUCGACAACCUGACCGAGGAGCCUUUUGACAAGAAGAACGAGAACAUCCGCGCCCUUGUUGGCGAGAUGGUAAACACCUUCAAGGAAGUCGCAGCGAUCAACUCUCUUUUCCGAGAUCAGAUCUCGACCUUCUCCAUGAGCCAGGGUGCCGGCAACGUCGGCGAUGAUCCCGCAAAGCUGGCUGAUUUUGCUGCAGCAGUUGCUCAGGGCGAAUCGCACGAACUGCAGGCUGCUCUCGCAUCAAUGAACAUUGAGGACCGGUUACACAAGGCUCUGUUGGUGUUGAAGAAGGAGUACAUGAACGCGAAGCUGCAGGACAAGAUACUGAAGGAUGUCGAGAAGAAGAUUUCCAAGAAGCAGAGAGAAUAUUGGCUGAUGGAGCAGAUGCGCGGCAUUCGCAGGGAACUCGGCCUCGAGACGGACGGUAAGGAUAAGCUUGUGGAAAAGUUCAAGGAGAAGGCAAACAAGCUGGCCAUGCCUGAAGCUGUCAAGAAGGUCUUUGAUGAGGAGAUUAACAAGCUCGCACACCUCGAACCUGCCGCAUCCGAAUUCAACGUCACCCGAAACUACCUGGAUUGGCUUACUCAAAUUCCUUGGGGCCAACGCAGCGCUGAGAACUUCGGCAUCCAGAACGCCAUGAAGGUCUUGGACGAGGAUCACCACGGACUGAAGGAUGUCAAGGACCGCAUUUUGGAGUUCAUUGCUGUUGGCAAGUUGCGUGGCACUGUUGAAGGCAAGAUUCUCUGUAUGGUUGGCCCGCCCGGUGUCGGAAAGACGAGCAUCGGCAAGUCCAUCGCACGGGCCUUGAACAGGCAGUACUACCGGUUCAGUGUCGGCGGUCUCACCGAUGUCGCAGAGAUCAAGGGUCACAGGAGAACCUACGUCGGUGCUCUUCCCGGACGGAUCAUUCAAGCGCUCAAGAAGUGUCAGACGGAAAACCCGCUGGUGUUGAUCGACGAAGUAGACAAGAUCGGUCGCGGUCACCAGGGCGAUCCGUCGUCGGCGCUGCUUGAGCUGCUCGAUCCCGAGCAGAACAGCUCUUUCUUGGAUCAUUACAUGGACGUUCCUGUCGAUCUUUCCAAGGUUCUAUUCGUCUGCACGGCGAACAUGACCGAUACGAUCCCCCGGCCUCUGCUUGACCGUAUGGAAAUGAUCGAGCUCUCUGGCUACGUUGCUGAUGAGAAGAUGGCCAUCGCGGAACGCUACCUCGCACCGGCUGCCAAGGAACUGAGUGGUCUUAAAGACGUGGACGUUCAGUUAGAGAAGGAAGCAAUUGCUGCACUCAUCAACAAAUACUGCCGCGAGAGCGGAGUACGCAACCUGAAGAAGCAGAUUGAGAAGGUAUACAGAAAGUCUGCGCUCAAGAUCAUCACGGAUCUUGGAGAGGAUGUGUUGUCCGAGGACAAGGCGCUCACAGAAGAGGGCAAGCAAGCGCAGGAGGAAGCCAGCAAGGACAAAACCGACGUCAAGGACACGCCGGAGAACAUCGAGAACGAGACCACGGAGCAGCCCCGCGUCGCACUGAAGGUUCCGGACAGCGUCCACGUGCGCAUCACGCCCGACAACCUCAAGGACUACGUCGGCCCGCCCAUCUUCACCGCGGACCGCCUCUACGACACGACGCCUCCGGGCGUGGCCAUGGGUCUGGCGUGGACGCAGAUGGGCGGCGCGGCGCUGUACGUCGAGUCGAUCCUGGAGAACGCGCUGACGGGGGCGUCGCGGCCGGGCUUCGAGCGGACGGGCAACCUCAAGACGGUGAUGAAGGAGUCGACGGUCAUCGCGUACUCGUUCGCCAAGUCGGUCAUGGCGCGGCGCUUCCAGGACAACCGCUUCUUCGAGCACGCCAAGAUCCACAUGCACUGCCCCGAGGGCGCGGUGCAGAAGGACGGGCCCUCGGCGGGCAUCACCAUGGCCACGAGCCUGCUCAGCCUGGCGCUCGACCACCGGCUCGACCCGACCAUCGCCAUGACGGGCGAGCUGACGGUGACGGGCAAGGUGCUGAGGAUCGGCGGGUUGAGGGAGAAGACGGUCGCGGCGAGGAGGGCUGGCGCGAAGAUGAUUAUUUUCCCGGAGGACAACUUGAGCGAUUGGUUGGAAUUGCCCGAGAACAUCAAAGAGGGCAUCCAGGGCAAGCCUGUCAGCUGGUACUCGGAGGUCUUCGACAUCGUGUUCAAGGACGUGAACAAGAAGAAGGCGAAUCAGCUGUGGAAGGAGGAGUUGAAAAAGAAGGACGACAGGAGGAAGGAGAAGGACGAAGACGACGACUGA
Messenger RNA from Diplodia corticola, 3276 nucleotides. Its product is annotated as lon protease mitochondrial. Lineage: Eukaryota; Fungi; Ascomycota; Dothideomycetes; Botryosphaeriales; Botryosphaeriaceae. Gene Ontology annotation, molecular function: ATP hydrolysis activity; ATP binding; ATP-dependent peptidase activity. Gene Ontology annotation, cellular component: mitochondrial matrix. The record is from RefSeq and is a predicted model, not a curated record. Bases 1 to 3276 code for a protein of 1091 amino acids. The transcript has 2 exons. Gene Ontology annotation, biological process: mitochondrion organization; chaperone-mediated protein complex assembly; protein quality control for misfolded or incompletely synthesized proteins.